UAUAAAACCUUCCCAUAUCCCCUCCCCCACACUUCUUUCCUUCCCCUCCUCACCGCACCUGCAACUCCUCUGCGCCGUUGUUGCUCUUCAAUACACUGUGAGCGGAUCCAACCCAAUACCCAGGUCUCACGAAUCACUUCCAACACAAUGUCCGGCGACGUCUCUCGGGUCGAGUCGCCCGUUACCGCCCGGGGCUACAUGCUCUGCGGCUUCGCUGCCUUCGGUGGUAUCCUGUUCGGAUACGAUUCCGGAUACAUCAACGGUGUCCUCGGAAUGGACUUCUUCAAGCGCGAGUUCGGCCACGCAACCGACCUAGACCCUUCCGGUUACAACAUCCACACAUGGGAAAAGAGUUUGGUUACGUCGAUCCUGUCGGCCGGUACCUUCUUUGGUGCGCUGGCCGGUGGUAAUUUGGCGGACUGGAUCGGUCGUCGGUUGUCCAUCAUCAUUGCUUGCGGUAUCUUCUCGGUCGGUGUCGCUCUGCAGGUCGCUUCUACCGCGGUCGGUCUCCUCGUCGGUGGUCGUGUCAUCGCCGGUUUCGGUGUCGGUCUCGUCUCCGCCAUUGUCAUCAUGUACAUGUCCGAAAUCGCUCCCAAGGCUAUUCGUGGUGCUAUCGUUGCUGGUUACCAAUGGGCUAUCACACUGGGUCUUCUCCUCGCCGCUUGUGUCAACCAGGGAACCCACAAGUGGGACAGCUACUCUUCGUACCGUGUCCCCAUCGCCAUCCAGUUCGUCUGGGCCUUCAUCCUCGCCGUCGGUCUCUUCUUCCUCCCCGAGUCGCCACGUUGGUACGUCAAGGAGGGUCGUGGUGAGGAGGCUCUUGCCGCCCUUGCCCGUCUCCGUGGCCAGCCCAUCGACUCCGAGUACCUGAAGUUCGAGCUCGGAGAGAUCCAGGCCAACUACGAGUACGAGCGCAGCAUCUCUGAGGCCGGAUGGAUCGACUGUUUCAAGGGAAUGGGACCGUCCGGUAACCUCCGCCGUGUCUUGAUCGGUGUCUUCCUCCAGAUGUUCCAGCAGUUGACCGGUGUCAACUUCAUCUUCUACUACGGAACCACCUUCUUCCAGCAGUCCGGUGUCCAGAACGCUUUCUUGAUCUCGCUCAUCACCAACUUGGUCAACGUUGUCACCACUCCCGUCGCCUUCUAUGGAGUCGAGAAGUUCGGUCGCCGCAAGCUGCUCAUCUGGGGUGCCGCAUGGAUGCUGACCUGCGAGUUCAUCGUCGGAGCCGUCGGUGUCGCCCUCCCCGGUUCCAAGGCCGCCUCGACCGUCCUCGUCGUCUUCGUGUGCUUCUACAUCUUCGCCUUCGCGACCACCUGGGGCCCCGCUGCCUGGAUCGUCAUCGGUGAAAUCUACCCGCUCCCCAUCCGUGCCAAGGGUGUCGCUCUCGCCACCGCCUCCAACUGGCUCUGGAACUUCGUCCUCGGUUACGUCACUCCCUACCUCGUCGACGAGGGCGAAGCCAACCUCAAGGCCAAGGUCUUCUUCAUCUGGGGAUCCACCUGCACGCUCUGUCUGCUGUUUGCCUACUUCUUCGUGCCCGAGACCAAGGGUCUCUCGCUCGAGCAGGUCGACAAGAUGCUCGAGGAGACCACCGCCCGCACCUCCGCCAAGUGGGUCCCCCACGAGACGUACGUGCAGAACAACGAGAAGCUCGACCACGGCGCCCACGGAAACGAGGCAUAAGCGUAGUGCUUUGUGCUUCCAUCGUUUCGUUCAUGGAGUAGGCGGUUGGGUUGGGGGUUGGGGGUUGCGUCGGACGGUCACGUGUCUUUGAUUUUCUCUUUCAUAGUAGCAAGCAGGCUGUUGUAUAUACCAAAUACCGGGCUUUGCAGUUUUUUUUACUUCUUCUGAUAUGGUUUUCGGACCGACCGCGCGCGUGCUUGUGCCGUGUUUGUGUUUUUUCUUCUUCUUCUUCUUGCGGUGGCCACUGGUUGUGGUUGUCGUUACUAGGUUUCGGGAAGGGGGUGGGGGCUGGGCGGGUCGGGAAGGGGUUAUGUUGUCGGAGGUUCAUGUGUCACUUGUGUCUAUAAUGCUAAUGAAACAACUGCGAGAUCGCAGAUGAGUUCAAGUCUAUCUUUCAAA
Molecule: messenger RNA, 2082 nt
Organism: Tricharina praecox
Lineage: Eukaryota; Fungi; Ascomycota; Pezizomycetes; Pezizales; Pyronemataceae
Product: general substrate transporter
Exons: 4
Coding region: 148-1683 (511 amino acids)
Biological process (GO): carbohydrate transport; transmembrane transport
Cellular component (GO): membrane
Molecular function (GO): carbohydrate:proton symporter activity
Source: RefSeq, a predicted model, not a curated record